Messenger RNA from Dunckerocampus dactyliophorus (ringed pipefish), 5481 nucleotides. RefSeq names its product zinc finger protein 318-like. The transcript has 4 exons. NCBI's taxonomy places the organism in Eukaryota, Metazoa, Chordata, Actinopteri, Syngnathiformes, Syngnathidae. The record is from RefSeq and is a predicted model, not a curated record. The coding region runs from base 1587 to 3485 and encodes 632 amino acids.
GCUAACGGCUUUCAGUCACGUCUGUACUCGCAACCUACAUUUCAACUAUUGUACCAGGCUGAGUGUUUUAAUGGACAAAAUAACCAUAGUUUGAAUUGCGAGUUUGGUCUCAAACUGAUUGUUUAGAAACAAAUGCAGGUUUGGCGCGAGGACUAUAUUUGGCCCACAAAUUGUGUUUUUUCAUUGGCCCGUGGCAUGUUGUAGAAAUAAGUCAUUUUUAAAGACAAAUAUCGGAUAUCACACCAAUUUGCUUUAACACGAGGCUAUGAUAGGAUAUUUUGUUAAAAUAACUUAGCAUAUAUUGACCUACAUGGGAGUGGAUUGGAUUGGCUGUUGGUGGAAAAAGCUUAGACACCCCAGCAUUAGACAAAGCAAACAGCAAGCUCCGUAUGAGUACAUGUUAACACUCUAAACACAGCAACGUGUCCAGCAUGCCAGCGUGAGGUGACGUAAAAGAAGUCAGUGUAGACCACUGGUGCUCACAUUGGAGUACAGUAAUCCUUCACCACUUGGAAUUUCAUGACUUCACUGUUAACGGUUUUCAGAAACAUAUUAAUUAAUAAAUCAUAGCUGUUUCGUGGUCGAAUAUUAUUUGUCAAAAAUAUGUGCUUUUAAGCAAAUUAGAUUUAUUUUUUGCCAAUAAAGCAUUACCAGUCAUAAAAAUUGCUAACUGAACUAAAGUACAGCUAUAAGGCAAAGAUACCUUCAAAGACGUGGUAAUAUGUAAUAUUCUAUAGUGAUCGCUAGGUGUCGGUAAUGUUACAUUGGUGAGAUGAUAGACACUGCAGGAAGUACAAAAACAACAGCAAGGCACUUGCCCGAGUCUAAAUUAUGUCUUUCUCUUUUUAUGUCUACUAUAUUGGGCAAUGCGAGUGUAAAGGUGACUAUGGAGUGUCCUUUAAUGUCUACAGGGCUCUAAUAAUGUUACAAAUUAUAUUUAGAAGGUCGUAAGCAGUUUUUCUAUGCUAUGUCUAGGAAAAUAUUUGAUUUACAAAUAAGGAAUCCAACUUUGCGGAAAUUCACGUAUCACUAAGCAUGCUGAUUGAUCAGCGCCAAUUUCCUUAAUUUUGAGAUAUAUACAAUUGGCCAAUGAAACAAAUCUUCUCCAUCUCUGCAAAGGCCUGAAAUUCAGCCAUGGUCCCCUUUUUCUCAGCCAGACUGACAUCUUGCUGUCGAGCCAAGUCUAAAGCCAGUGCUAGCUGGAGCAAAGGGCCAGGCAGCAGCCAGUUGUUAGAGCUUACGAGCAGUGAAAAGAGCAAGGCUACUGUAACCAACGGUUACCCGUCGUCGUUGUGGAAGUUUGGUGUAAAUAACAGACGGGGGGCACGGCUGCAGGAGUCACGUUUAUCUAUGUUCACAGCUCCUCUCUUUAGCAACAGUCAAGAGACCUUCUCAACACACACAACACACAUCCGGCCUUCAAAAUAAGCGCAUUGUGUGAUACUUCCUGUUUGUCUUAGAAAAAUAUCUUGCUCUACGAGGAAAUUGAUGGAGCUCAUGGCAUUGGACGACCAUCCGUUUUCUGUCGCUGUGCACUUUAUUUUUGGUUUUCCCAUUGCAUCACAUGCAGGAUUUGAUGUGUGAAGAUGCACUCAGAGAGGCCUGAUUAUGGUGGUCAAAGGUGGCACUAUGGCGACAGAGACGCAAGACACCGGGACGACUACAACGACAGAUGGCAAGACCAUCAAACUAUGCCGCGGUAUUCCUCUCAUACACAUGGUGGUACUACAUACAGUGGAGCGGAGCGGAGCAGUCGAAGUACAAACUACAGUGACUCACCGCCAAGGCUGUACACUAAAGAAUCCCUAGACAGAGAGAGAGACAGGGACAUGGCUAGGAAGAGCCCCAAGAGGAGACCACAGUCUUCCCCUGACUGGAGUGAAAGGAAAAGGGAAAGGUUUACAGACGACAGCCACACUGACAACAGAUACAGACCAGAACCAGUUGGGAAAAAGUACAGGCAGUCACCAGUAAGCUUUUCCCACAUGCAUGAACCGAAGGAUUUGAAACCCAGAUCGCCACAGGAGGAUAUCAAAUACAGAAAGGCUACCCAAGAGUCCCGAAACUGGCAUAGAGCCGAAGAAUUGACUUCCAGGCACCAACAUCCGGGUGAUUCCACACGCAGACAAGAUCGACAUGGUCAUGGGAGGGACCGCAGUCACUCACCCGAGACUAAACCACGUCCACAAGAUGAUUCUUCAAAGAGAUACGCCAAAUCUGGAGGAAGGCAAGACGGCUGUCUUCAGACUCAAGCAAGAAAGUUGCUGGAUGGAUCUAUGAAACAGUCUUUUGAGCGUGAGACCAAGCCCUGCGAUGAUACAUCCAAGGAGGAGAAGCUGACCAAUGGUUUCCAACGUUUCCUUGAUGUGCUCAAUAAAGGCGUGGAUGUGGACAUGCUCAGCAAGAUUGUGACACAGGACCCGGCAGGUGGCCCCGCCCAACCACAGUCCCCAGCAUCUUUUCAGAAUGUCGUCGAGCAUCCGCGUUUUCCAGACCGAGAGCAGAGAGCACAGCUCAACGUGAAGAGCUGGAGAGAAGACUUUGUAAGAAAAAAAUGCUACCUGCCACCUUUUCCACAGCCGCGUGUCAGGUCCUGCAGCCCAAAGAGAAACUCUCUGUCUCAUGACGUCUUAGUGCAGCGGCAUGAUGGAGGACAAGACUGCUACAACAGUAGGUCGCCUCCCGUGUCGGAGAGAAAAGCGUUGACGCAUGUUGAGCACAAGCAAAUGCAGGACGUUUUGCAGGCCAUUGGGAUGGAUUUGGGAUUUGAGGAACUUGGGCAAAUGUCGCACCGGAUCCAAGAGCGCUUGUAUGGGAAGAAGGAUAGCGACUGGAGCUACCAGAGGCAAGGAAGCAGACAAAGGGUUACAAAACCAGCCUACUCUCCAAGGCGUCACAGCCGGUCUUCGUCAUCCUCCUCCUCAUCAAGCAGAUCUAGCUUUAACUCUUCAUGGAGGAACCACUCUUUGCACAGGGACUCAUACAGCGCUCAGAGUGAUCCAAAGGUGGAUGGAACCCAGGUCCCAGUCAGCAUCUGUGAUGAGCCCAGGAGCAGCUCGAGGUCUUCACCAGAUGACCACAAAUAUGAAAUCCAAGAAAGAAAUUCCCCAAAUAUCACAGCCAGUAUGCCAACAAGGCCAGCCUAUCCUCCAGUGAAUUACCCCGCAAUGCUGUACCCACACCUACCCCCCAGCAUUCCCAAUAUGGUGCCGGGGCUUCUUUUGCCCCCCCGAGCCUCUUUGCCUUUACGACCUCCCCUGCCCCCUUUUACAUGUCGACCUCCUUUCCAGCCUUACCCUUGUCCCCCACCUUACCCUUUCCCCUUGGCUCCGACGAGGCACCUUCUCCCCCCACAUGUGAAUAACAAUCAGCCACUGCAUGUAAACCUCCCACAUUUUGAAUUUCUGCCUGUAAACACUCCACCCAAGACGAAACCCGCGUCAAGGCCUCGUUGUUUGCAAGUAAUUGAAACAAAAAAGUCAUGAUAAAGAAUGCUAACAUUGGAAAACUGGAUGCUAUGGGACAUAUAUAUACACUAAGUAACGUGUCACUGACUCAAAAAUAUACUGUGUGUGUGUGUGUGCAUAUACUGUAUAUAUGUAUGUAUACUGUAUAUGUUUCAGUCAGUGACACAUGAAUUUGAAUUUUUUUAAGUCAACAAAUGUUGGUGUUUUAAGCUGUCUACCAGUAAGAAACACUCAGGCCAGAAAAUGUGAAAUACACUGAAAUGAUGGUUGACGUUUGCUACGUUUACAUGCACUUCAAACACAUGUCAACACCUUAACGGGAUAGUUUGGAUUUUCCCCAUCAGCAGUGUCGUGCAUCAACAGUGACUUACCCCACGUGGUUCCAUGAGUCCAGUUCUGGUCGGAUAUCCGUGACGCGGAUCAUAGUUCCAACUUAGUUGCUGGGGCCACUUGAAUAAAGAGUUUGGCUUCUCAAUAGGAUAUGUGUUCAAAGGAGUAAUGCAUUUGCAUCAUGUUUGUCUCCCGGCGUAUCCCUACGCACUGUCGCCUGUCCAUUCUGGUGUAAGUGAUGAAGACGCUCGCAUCUUCUUCAAAUGUGUUACUCUUUUGAAGGCAUAUAGUUCUUAAAUGACCCAGCAACUGACCGGAACGACGUUCUUCGACCAAGUGGAGGGUAAGUCACCGUUGAUGGACUACACUGCUGACGGGGAUGUCACACAACUUCAUGUCAACAAAUCCAAACUACCCCUUUAACUAUAUAAUGUUCUGUUUGACUUUUUGGGCUGCAAAUAACGAUUAUUUUCUUAAGUCAAUUAAUCUGAAGCUUGUUGUUUCGAGUGAUCGAUUUGGCCGCAGACGACCAAAUGAAUUUAAAGCAAACAGUUAGUGGUUCGGUCUGGGACAUAUAAGGAGAAAAAAGCAAAAAUGUUCAUCACUGUUUUCCAAAGUCAAAGCUGAUGUGUGAAUAACUUGUUUUGCCUAAAAUGCAAUGGUAAUAGGUCUGCUUUCAUGGAAAUUAAAAAAUAUGAACAUUUGAGUGGCUGAAAUCAGAGGGCACUUCCAUUUUUAAAACAAAAACGAUUAAUCAAAUACUGAAAUAGUUGAUUACUUGGAUUAUUAAUUGUGGCAGCUCUACAUUGAAUUAAUAUGUCAAUUAUGCGAUUGGAAGUUAGCAGAAGAACACAACCAUGGUACGUUCAAGGACUGUCAAACAGAGUAGGGCGGCUCGCUGCUUGCCGAAACACAAACAUGCAAAAAGUGCGGGGUAAAAUAAUGGCCCAUAUUUCCAAAAUUGAUACGCAUUUACAUCAAAUUUGAUGUAGUUAUUUACACAUGUAUUUUGAAACUUUUUUUUUCUUUUUUAAUCAUCACGCCUGAAAGUUUCCUGCGCCCAGUUAGGCCCUGACUCCGGCCCGUAAUUUGACAAUUGGUCUACAAUCUAUGGUCUGCUUAGAAGUCCAGCUGGGUUCUACUAGUGACUAGUUCUCUUGCCUUAUCUACACAGCUAAACAUCGCCUUUUACCCUAAACAGGUAACCUUCACAGAUCAGUGACUCCGACUGUUAAGUUCAUGUAAACGUAGUGAAUGAAUGUGAUGCAUUUUGUUUUCUUGUUUGGUAGACACAUUUCUUUUGGAUACAAGCACACACCUGCUGUAAAUAUGUAUUGUCAUACAUUUUCUGAAAGUAAAUGGUUUGAAAUUGUUUUGGUGGGACCUGUUUUUUUUUUCCAUGACAACCCCCAGAUAGUGUGAAGUCGCAUUGCAUGUAAAAGGGGAGUUAAAGUCAUGCAGGAAACAACAAUUGUUCCUUAUUUAUUCUUUAUGUUGAAAGAUACAUCCAGAUCUCAAGCCAGACAUCAUAUAGCAAUAUCGUAUUGAUUGUUGUUUCAAGUUGCUGUCUUCGUGCAUGCAGUGUAGCGAAUUGGUUCGCCUAUUCAUGUAAAAGUUAAUCAGUAAAUCAGUUAAUGUAUGAACAUUCUACAAGUAUAUUUAUGGAGGAUGUGUGGCCAUUGUA